Messenger RNA from Cottoperca gobio, 984 nucleotides. RefSeq names its product transcription factor 21 (gene tcf21). Gene Ontology annotation, molecular function: DNA-binding transcription factor activity, RNA polymerase II-specific; protein dimerization activity; RNA polymerase II transcription regulatory region sequence-specific DNA binding. Lineage: Eukaryota; Metazoa; Chordata; Actinopteri; Perciformes; Bovichtidae. The transcript is spliced from 2 exons. Bases 110 to 619 code for a protein of 169 amino acids. The record is from RefSeq and is a predicted model, not a curated record. Gene Ontology annotation, biological process: developmental process; regulation of transcription by RNA polymerase II.
ACAGUUGAUGAACAUAUCUCCAAAGCGCGUGUUCACUUUGUUCAUUCCUGUCCAGCCUCAGCUUUCUGCUCCCAUGUUUUGAGCUCGCUCCUUUUGGAGAAAGUUCACCAUGUCCACCGGGUCUCUCAGCGAUGUUGACGACGAGCUCCUGGAUGGCAUCCUGAAGUUUGGCUCCUCCGGUAAAGACUCUAACGACAGCACGGAAGAGAGCUCCAACUGCGAGGGCACUUGCGCAGACGACGUGCCGGGCAAGAAACGGAAGACGUCCCGGAAAAAGGCACCCAAGGGUGUGGCACAGCAGGAGGGAAAACAUGGGCAGAGGAACGCGGCCAACGCCCGGGAGAGAGCCAGGAUGCGCGUCCUGUCCAAAGCCUUCUCCCGACUGAAGACCACCUUACCCUGGGUACCAGCGGACACCAAGCUCUCCAAACUGGACACUCUGCGCCUGGCGUCCAGCUACAUCGCGCACCUUCGGCAGAUACUGGCCAACGACAAAUAUGAAAACGGAUAUAUCCACCCCGUUAACCUGACGUGGCCUUUUAUGGUUGCAGGUAAGCCGGAGAACGAUUUGAAGGAGAUGCUGAACACAACAAGGUUAUGUGGAACAACGGCGUCUUGACAAAACCAAGGAACAAGGAACUUUCCAAGAGAAAACAAUCAAGAUUGUCACUGACAUGCACGUCUCAUCUCCGCAUACUUUGAGUGGGAAUAACGGAGAGAGUAUCCUCUCUUCUUCGUUCCCGUAAAGACAAGUUAAAUUUUAUUUAAAUGCAUUCUGUCACCCAUUGUUGUCUUUGCUGGUUCAAAGAUGAACUGCGUGCUUUGAAUUGCUUCUUUUUUUAUACUCUGCAGACGCAUUUCUACGCAUCCACGCCUGUUUUUGGCGGCUGCAUUAUGAAGGAUGGAUGUGCACAUGAAAAGUGUCCACUGUCUCAAAUGGUUGUAUAGAUUACAUGUAUAUAAAAUAUAUUUGUAUCACUUUUA